Molecule: messenger RNA, 748 nt
Organism: Pseudonaja textilis
Lineage: Eukaryota; Metazoa; Chordata; Lepidosauria; Squamata; Elapidae
Gene: NDUFA8
Product: NADH:ubiquinone oxidoreductase subunit A8
Biological process (GO): mitochondrial electron transport, NADH to ubiquinone
Cellular component (GO): respiratory chain complex I
Source: RefSeq, a predicted model, not a curated record
AGCAUGCGCAGUGGCGGCCUGAGGCCCUGCGGCGGCAUCGGCGAAGGGUAGUUCAAGGUGCGGCGCUUCUGCGGCCAUGGCGGGCCUGGUGGAGGUGCCCUCGAUGGAGGAGCUGGACGUCCCGGAGCUGCCGGUUGGCACCGCGGUCCUGAAGGCCGGUGCCCACCACUAUGGCUCGCAGUGUGACCAGAUCAACAAGGAGUUCAUGCUCUGCCGUUGGGAGGAGAGGGACCCACGGAAGUGCUUGAAGGAAGGCCGGGCCGUCAGCAAGUGCGCUGUGGACUUUUUCAAGCAGAUCAAGCUGCAUUGCGCCGAGCCCUUCAACGAAUACUGGAACUGUCUCGACAAGUCCAACAUGUUGAAGCUUCGUCAGUGUCGGAAGCAGCAGCAGCUCUUCGAUGACUGCGUGCUGGACAAGCUGGGCUGGGUGAGGCCAGAGCUGGGUCAGCUGUCAAAGGUCACUAAAGUGAAGACCGACCGUCCCCUCCCCGAGAACCCCUGCCAUUCCCGAACGAGAGCGCCAGCCAACCUGCCAACGGAAGGCGAAUACAAGCCUGCGAAAUAUGGUAACCGAGGUUAUUUCUGGAGUUGGUAGAGGGGAAAAAAAAUUGCACUUCCGCACGUACACCAUCCAUGGAGGAAAACCGUGACGGUUUUUAUUUUGGUGGACCGUCGAUUACGCUUCGUUGGUGUUGGAUGGAUCUUACCUGUACCCAACAGUCAUUAAAUGCAUAUUCUUUGAGCGGUC